Messenger RNA from Rhopalosiphum padi (bird cherry-oat aphid), 2048 nucleotides. RefSeq lists its product as uncharacterized. The coding region runs from base 1195 to 1866 and encodes 223 amino acids. The transcript has 11 exons. The record is from RefSeq and is a predicted model, not a curated record. NCBI's taxonomy places the organism in Eukaryota, Metazoa, Arthropoda, Insecta, Hemiptera, Aphididae.
GGCUUAUCUUAUCCAAUCUAAAAAUGAAUUGUUAUAGACCAAAAUAGAAUUAAACUGGCUUUUUGUAAAUAAAGUUACAUAACACUACAACAGUGUAUUCGGUUUUGGCUAUUCGUUUCAGGACUUACGGAUUAACCGCCAUUUGUCAGUCGCCUCAGUUCCAGGUUACGUUUUUCCGACAAUUCAAUGUAUUAUAUUAUUAUUUACUUAUAUUAGUGAUUAAUAAUAUUAUGGGUACUUAAUACUUAUUCGAAAAUUCGGUAUUGCCCCGUUAUUUUCCUGUAAGUUGUAUAAUAUUAUUAGUGUUGUGUAUCUACUUGAUUAACCGCCAAUAGUUACAACUUGUAUAAUCUAGGUUCUGCCGUUCCUAAACUGUAAAUUUAGUAACUGCAUUUUUCAUCGCAUUUUGAUAAACUAGUUUUGAGCUGACUAUUGUGUAUACAGUCGUAAAUAGUGAACCUAACCAUAUUAGUUAUUUUGGUAAUGGUCAGGAAACAUGAGAAGCCUUUAGAGCAGGUCAUUAAUCGUUACAGGGAGUUUUUAAGAUUCAAUGAUCCAGCUGUUGAUACAGAUCAAAGUAAAAUUGUUAAAAUAGUUUCAUAUAUUUUUAUUGAAAAGUAUAAAAAUCAUAAUGAAUACAUAUUCAGUUGUGGAAUUUAUUGAUGACUGUACAAUUGAAGCUGUACCAACCAAUUAGAUAAAAAAUGGUAUGUGUGCAUGGCCUACUACAAGAAAAGAUUCUACUCUUAGAAAGCUGAUGGUAAGAAAAAGUCUUCCAAAUGACAUUGAGUAUAAUCAAUACAAAAUUAUAGUACAAACAACUAAUUCAUUAAUAAAAGCAAGAGAAAUGACUAAAGAAGGACUUACAAAAACUGAUAUAUCAUCUGCUGAAGAUUAUGAUUUAAAACAUAAACGUAAAUGCAAACAAAAGACAAUACUUCCAAUUACUAUGGAAUCAUUAUUAUGUCCUACUUAUUCAGCGUCUGAAGAUGAAUCCAAUGACAAUUGUAAUGAUGAUAUUAUUGUUACUGCAUUUCAAGUCACUGAGCCAUGAGUAAAUGGUUGGUCACCUUCUCCGAAAAAAAUAAAAAGUUUUCAAACUACACAGACUCUAGUAAAAAUAAAUAUUUAUAUUCAAAGCCCUCAGUUUCCAGACAACUUUCAUAUGCUAGCACUGACAAGUAAAAAAAAAUUAUGUCAAAACCUUUAACAAAUGAUAAAACAGAUAUUGAUGAUAAUAUAUCAUUUAGAAGUGACGAUUCCAUAACAGCUCUACCAUCUGAAUCACAGUCAGUUUCUUAUUAUACAGAUCAUGAUUUUCAAAAAGAGGAGCUGUAUAGAUUGGCUUAUGUAAAACAUGAACUUAAAAGACUUGUCAAUAAUCAAAUAGACAUUGCACAAAGAAUUGAAUUAAUUGAAACACGUCUUGAAGUUAAUACCAUUUCAAAUACAAGUAGCAACUGUAAUAAUACAUCAUCAUUAAAUGAAAUAAGUGAUUGCAUUUUACCAUUGGAUAACACAACACACCUUGAUACAUUCAAUGACAAAAUAUCUGGAGAUAGAGCCUUUCAAAUUAAUUUGACUAAUCAACUGAGUUAUAUUGGUGGAAAACAUUUCAAAUCAAUAAUCAAAAGAAUUAUGAACAAGCUAUUCUCAGAUGAGUUAUUACAAUACUUUUCAUAUUCUGGAAAAUCUGGAAAGAAGUUAAAAUUUUCAAAUUUAGCUGUUUGUUCUGUAAUUUCAGAUGUUGUUAAACAACAAUCCAAGUAUAAAAAUAAAGUUUCUGAAAAUGGAAUGGAAGAAGUGAUUAAAAAUUUCCUAGCUCAAGCACCUUUUAAUAUAAAAAGGAAAACACAAAAAUUAUAACCUACCAUUUGUAACAAUUGCAAUAUUAUAAUAUUAUUAUAUUUAAUAUUUUUAUUAUUUUAUUAUUUAAUCAAAUAUGAUAUUAAGUUUAUUAUAUAUCAACAACAGCUGCAAUGUAAAAAUGUUAAAUAUUACAUGUUGUAAUAAUUAUAAUAAAUAUAACAAUAACUUUUCAAAUCUUA